CCUUAGUUACUUCACGCGCGCACUGUUGGCUGGUCGCUUUCGCUGUCGGUUUUCUGAAAAUACAAAAACUGAGUUCAGUGCCAUUUUCUGGAUUGCUUACAUUUUUGGACCUGGAAUACUAGUUGGCAGUGCCUACGGAUAUAAUUCGCUCAUAUAUACAGAUAUCGAGCGGGUGUUUGUGUACGCGUGGCGCUCUCUAUCGGCAUUCACCGGUACGAGCGCGCGGGGCGUGCGGGGUCCGCGGGGCGGGAUCUUCGUCCCCCUACUUCAGUUUGACUCUGACGCUGUGGAGGGAGGUCGUGCUGCAGUUUGCCGCGAAAAAGGAUCGUUCGCGCGGCAACUUUGAACAGUGACAGUGACCAAAUUGUGAAUUGAUAUAGAGAAUGUGUGCCGGAUUGCAGUGCUCUAAAUAUUGGAUGCAGUGAAAAGGAUUACACUAAUCGGAUUGCAGUGUUUUGGAUUAUAUUUGGAUUUUUUACAUCAAGCAAACUGGGGAUGCAUAAGAUGGAGCUUGGUGACAGCGUGUACGCCGCUGAGCGUAUCAUGAAGAAGAGAAUUAGAAAGAACAAAGUGGAAUACUACGUGAAAUGGAAAGGGUGGAAGCCAAAGCACAACACGUGGGAACCGGAAGAGAAUAUCUUGGAUCCGCGGCUCAUUCAGAGCUUCGAGCGAGGCGAGGAGCUUCGAAGACAAGGCCGCAAGCGAGAACGAGAGCAUUCGCCGACAGAACGCGCGCGCAGCGGCAGCGAAGAGAGGCAGCCGCCACCCGGCAAGCGCAAGGCAGCCGUUCUAUCGCAGGAGUCCGGCAAGAUUGGAGUCACCAUCACUACCAUGAGUCCGCCGGCCAAACGGCACGACACCACCAAAGUAAAUGGCGGGCGGACACCGCACGCAAGUCAGCCCCCGCCGCCUGCGGCACCCCCUGGCGGCGCCGCCGCUCCCGCUUCUCCCGCAGCUGAAGCUGCUGCGCCUAGAACCGGUCCCAGAAGGGCUCCGCAUUCGCCAGAAGAAGCCGAUGCUCACAUUCCCGCAGAAAGAGAAAGGCGCACGGAUACCCAGCCGACGGCCACAGCACCCGCGGAACCAAAAGGAGCUAGACCCCCGCCACCCGCACCGCAGCCCGAGGACGAGGACUCAUGGGGCGAGGCACCACCUGUGGCAGCGCCCCCGCCGCCGCCCCCUCAGCCCCCUCGACGCGGCGCCGCGUACUGGAUGUCACGGUCGCCGGUUGCAGACCAGAUAUUCAUCACAGACGUGACGGUCAACUUCCAGACGGUCACCAUCAGGGAGUGCCGGACGGAACGCGGCUUCUUCAGAGCUCGUGAAGCUCGACCGCUCGAUGUCACGUAAAUGCAACGAGACUUUUGUACAAAUCUAGUUAUCUACUAUUUAUUUAAAUAGUUUGUGGUGAAGUGAAAAACUGUCAGGGUGAAUUCCUUAUUAUGUAGGCCUAAGGUACCUACGAUGGUAGGAAUGCUGAUUGUGUAGAUAGAGAAGACCCUCAUACUGACUAUGCAAUACGACCUCCAAGUAAUUAUACAAAUGUAGACAUUGUUGUCAAUUGUUAAAAUUAAGAUGCUUAUAUUAUUCGUUGAAUUUAUGAAGAAGACAAUGAUAUGCCUACCUCAGUUUGUAGGGAAGAGCAGAAGUCGGCAGUAUACGUGUAGGUAUUUGCUUUUCAUUUCUAUCGUGAAGACUGUCUGGGCUUGGGAGUAGUGAUGAUGGAAUCUGAUUGUCGGUUCCCGCAUGGGUUUACUGGCAUUCUAUGAUAUACGGCAAUAUAAAUUGUAUUCUGUGAGUGCUAUGCUAUGUCUUGUAUCCAAAUAUUAAGUAGACAGUGGAGCAUGCUGAAUCGACGUAGUGAUAUUACUCUUACAUUUCCAAGCUAUAGUAGAAGAACUGUAUCACUUAUUUUAUAACUCUUGCGCUUUUGCUUUUGCGCUGAUAAACUGGUAUUUACCAUUACUACUACAAUAACAUAAGUUCUUACUUCUAUUUUUCUGCAAAAACGAAGUGUUUCAAUAUAUUCCUAUCAAUGUAUUCUGUCUAUAAACCAGUGCUAUUGGACAUAUUAUUCAACAUAAUUAUAUUAUUAUUAUUAAUUGCAAAUAGAUCUUCGAAUCUCUUUUUAUUUAUAUCAGUAGAUAGGGUCAUGUAAAUUUUGUUUUUGUUAUUGUUGAUAUUUAUAUUAUGUGAUGAUUUUAAUUUUAACGUAGUCUUAUAAUCUGACCAUACAUUGUCUAUCUUAUAGAUCUAAUUAUCUACACUCACGGUGAAUUACAAUACAAUGUACAAAUGUACUUCUUCAAAAACAAAAUAAUAAAAUAUAUUUAGGUAUUUUUCACUUUUUCCUUAAGUACUUACAUGUAAUUUUUGAACAGUUAGAUAUAUGUUAGUACUAAUUCGAAAAAUGUAUCGAUUCUGUAUUUUUAUAAGUACUUCCCCCGAGUACUAGCAUGUAAGUAGCAUGAAAUACUAGUACAAAAAUUAGGAAAUUAAAUUUUAAAUUGUGGCUGCCCAUUGUAUAAAGAGCUUUUGAGAAUUUCUGGGUCCCAAAUUAAUUGGUUUUGCAAUAAGGAUUUUAGUGACAAGAAAAUUACAUGUUUUUGUGUGUCUACAGGCAUCUAGGGUUCCAUGAUGGAACGUCAUGACUUAUUAUUCAUACAUUUUAUAGAUUCCUAAACAGAUCAACUUAUUAUCUGUCAAUUUUUUUAUUAUCCUGACUUUGCACACAACUACAUACGGGACUUGCUCUAACCUUUUUUAAAAAGGUUAAUAGGUUAUAUAACUAUGUAGUUAGAUCAACAUCUAGUCUUAACUACAUUACAAAAUGGAAUUGUUCAAAAAUUACACGAUUUUUGUAUUGUGCCCAUUUAAAUAUAUUUAUUUUUUCUAAUAUAAACGUAGCUGUUGAUCGUUUAUUAAAUGAACUGAUUGUUUUACGUUAAUUUCAUGAUUCCUUGUGCUAAUAAGUUAUUAAUUUUAGUUUUAAUAAUUAUUCCGAGCGCUAACUUUGUGUUCCUUGAUUUUAUUGUUAUUAAGUUCUCUAAAAUAGAGUAACAAUUACCUAUCUUGUGGAAUGAAGUUUCACAUAAUGCAUUUUUAUGGGAUGGCCAUUGUAAAUAUUGUACAUAUUAUGUAAUUAUUGUUAGGGCACUUGUUUUAUAAUGUGAUAGUCUUCUCACGUUGUAGUAUGUAAAUAAAUGAGAAUGAAUUAGA
Molecule: messenger RNA, 3219 nt
Organism: Plodia interpunctella (Indianmeal moth)
Lineage: Eukaryota; Metazoa; Arthropoda; Insecta; Lepidoptera; Pyralidae
Gene: Pc
Product: Polycomb
Exons: 3
Coding region: 496-1350 (284 amino acids)
Biological process (GO): negative regulation of transcription by RNA polymerase II
Cellular component (GO): chromatin; PRC1 complex
Molecular function (GO): chromatin binding
Source: RefSeq, a predicted model, not a curated record